This is a messenger RNA of Chlamydomonas reinhardtii, 4251 nucleotides long. RefSeq lists its product as uncharacterized. The transcript has 7 exons. Bases 190 to 4008 code for a protein of 1272 amino acids. NCBI's taxonomy places the organism in Eukaryota, Viridiplantae, Chlorophyta, Chlorophyceae, Chlamydomonadales, Chlamydomonadaceae. The record is from RefSeq and is a predicted model, not a curated record.
ACUUUGCUGCAUGCAUACAUUGCAGCAACGCAAGCGCUAGUUGGCCCUAGGAAUUUUGAUAUGGUAUUGCCGGUCUCUCGGACUACGAAUUUUCUAAAUGUCGUGAGCAUAUAUAUGUCUAUGACAUGUGACCUGCAUUUUCAUACAUUCUAAGAGCAUAAAUCCAAGCCGCCGCUGGACCGUGUGGCAAUGAGAGUCGCGAGCACUUUGCCGUCGCCCUGCGUCCCACCGAGGUCAGCUGCUAGCGGCCAUGCUAUCACGGCACCCGCGCUUGCGGGCACAGCCGUCCGUGCCUACCCGACACGGCCUGCGCGCGCCCACACGGCAGGGAGAAGGAGGGCUUGCAGCACGGGGGCAGCCGCCAAUGAUACAGGCGGGCCAAGCAGCGCCGGCGACGCCGCGGCGGCGCCCGCUGCUGCCAACGCGCGCAAUAGGCGUGUGUCGCAGCGCUGGCGGCAGCAGGCUGAGCUGUGGGGUGGCUACGAACCAGAGCCAGAGCCAGAGCCCGUACCAGAGCUGGAGUCAAAACAGGCACUAAGAGCAAAGGAGAAGGUGCAGCAGCAAGCGGGUGUGGCUGCGGAUGCGGGUGCGGAUGCGGCUAGUCGCGGCCGGGGCCGAGCUGCAAGUACGGCAGGCGCGCCCCCGGCGGCAGCACAGGACGAGGACGUGACGGCGGCGGCGGCGGCGGCGGCGCUGACGGCACAGACGGAUCCGGACCAGCUGCUGCGCGGCGGCCGCCACCGGGCGCGCCAGCCUGUGACGGCGGGGGCGCUGGAGGCGGCGGAGAGCAGCAGCGAGGAAGCUCGCGCACAGCAGCCAUCGCACCCGGGUCCGGAUGGUAUGGUUGGAAGCGGAGAGAAUGGUACGGAGUUCAGCGGCGCCGGUGAUAUAAGGAAUGGAAAUGGCGACGACGCCGUUGAGGGAGGCAUCGCGGAAGGGGACGCCACGGCGGCUCCUGACUCGCCCGUUGUGCGGCUGCGGCUGCGGCGGUCGCGGCAGACGGGUGCCGCGGCAGCGGUGGGCCGGCGCGUGCGGCUGCUGCUGCCGGAGCGGCCGCAGCCGUGGGCGGUGAAGGCUCUGAUGCGGGCGCGGGAGGUGGAGCAGCAGCAGGCGGAGCAGCAGGCGCAGCAGUUGCCGCCGGCGUCUGCGGCGGGCGCCUUCCCGCCGCUUGCCUUUCCGCCCCUGCCGGUGGAUGAGGGACUGGCGCCGGCGGAGCUCGAGCUAGACAGUGACGGAGACGGCGGCGACAGCGGCGGCGGCGCCGGGCCUAGCGACACAGCCGUGCUGCGACCAGUCAGGCGGCGCCGCCUGGCGGAGCCGUCGCAACAGCAGCCACAGCGGCAGGCGCACCUGCAGCAACAACAGGGCACGAAUCAGGAGCAGCAGCAGCAGCAGCAGCAGCAGCGGCAGGGGCCGCGGGUGCGGCCCAAGGUGGCGGCGCACCCCGACGGCACGCUGUGGGCGCCGCGCAAGGAGCUGGGGGAGCUGGCCGACCGCAUCCUGCAGCAGCUACAGCCCGCCAUCAACCAGCUACAGCCGGCGCCAGGCGGCGCAGCGGGCGGCACGGUCAGCAGCAGUAGCAGCAGCGGCAGUGGCGGCGCCGCCGCCGCCGGCUGCUGCCACGUCCUGGCGGCGGGCGAGAAACAGUCGUACGUACUGCUGCGAGCGCUGUCGUACAAUCAGGAGCUGCUGCGGCUGGCUGCAGCUGCGGCUACUGCUACUGCGGCAAGUGGGUCCGCGGCGUCACCGCCGGCGCUGGGCUUCACCAUGUGCGGCGUGGGCGUGUCAGACCUGCGCCUGUUCUGGGAGGAGACCACGGCGGCGGAUCCACACGGCCCGCUGCCGCAGCUAGGCGCCAGCCCGCCCGGCCGCCACGGAGAAGUGCCGGCGGGCCGCGCCGCGCCGCCGCUGCAGGAGGGCUGGCUGCCGCCCGCCAGCCAGGCCGAGCUACAGCCGGCGGCGCUGGCCACCGUGUUCGUACUGCCGCCGCUGGCGGCGCCGCUGUGCAGCGCCAUCGGCGGCGGCGGCGGCGGCGGCGCGAGUGGCGGGGCGCUGCCGGGGAGUGAGCAGCCGCCGCUGGCAGUGAGCGCCCGCGCCGGCGCCGACAAGCUCGCGGAGCUGGCUGUAGCGCGGCUGCGGCGGGGCGGCUACUGCCGACUGGCGGCGCUGGGGCGGGAGUCGACGGCUGUGUGCGCGCAUGUCCUGGCCCGGGCUAGCGGCUUGCUGGCGGCGGAGGGCGUGUGUGUGCUGGCGCUGCCGCACAUGAGCGCCCUGGCGCCGCAGCCCCGAGCCAACACCGGCAGUAGCAGCAGCAGUAGCAGCAGCAGCAGUAGCAACAGCGGCAGUAGCAGUAGCAGCACCCACACAGCCGGCUCGCAGGGCAAAGCCAAGGCUGCUUCGCUGCUGCCGCCGCCGCUGCAGCGGGCGGGUGUGGCGGCGCUGCCGGACGUGUUGCUGGACCAGGCGCCACAGCUGCACCUGCACCUGCUGGCAGCCGCAUGGAGGGAGGACGGACGGCCGCAGCUGCCGCACUGGGCGCUGGCGGCAGCGGGACCGGCGGCGGCGGCGGCGGCAGGGGUUAAGGAGGCAGGGGUGACGGAGGCAGGGGCAGGGGUGGAGGUGGGGGUGGCGGCUGCGGGGCAGGAGCAGGGGGGAUGGGGAGGAGGAGGAGUUCCAGGGGCAGCGGCAGGGGCUGAGGCGGGGGCGCCAGUUGUUCUGCGCCUGCCGCCGGGCGUCGGCGACAGUAGCACUGGCAGUGGCAGUAGCAGUGGCAGCAGCAGCAGUGGCAGCAGCAGCAGCGGCAGUAGCACUGGCAGUGGCAAGGCAGCUACUGCCCCGCUGGUGCUGGCGGCGGCCCAGCCGGCGACGGACGCGGCCGCUGAGUGGGUGUACCAGGGUCUGCAGGAGCGCCGGGUGGUGGAGGUGGAGGCGGCGGGGCUGGAGGGCGGCGUGCGGCUGUCGGCGGUGCUGCACGCGGCAGAGGGCCGCCUCCGGAGCCCAGACGCCAAGUUCCGCGGCGCGCUGGUGUUCACGCUGCCCCGCCAAGCGGCCGGGCCGGAGCUGGGCGAGGCAAGCGGCACGGCCGGCUCUGCGGCAGCGGCGUCGCCGCCCAAGCUCGUGGUGCAGCUGUUCCUGCUGCCGGCGGCUGCUGUGUCGCAGCACCUGGCCGCACUGCCGCAGCCGCACCCGGGCGACCUGCGGGUGCGCCCGCGGCCGCCGCCGUCACGGCUGGAGCUGCAGCUGCGGGCGGCGCAGCACCAGGCGGCGGAGCAGCAGGCGGCGGAGCAGCAGGUUGAGCAGGCGGCGGCGGCGGCGGAUGCGGCGGUGGAUGAUGCUGCGGCGGCGGCUGGGCGCGGCGGCGGUGGUGCUAGUGGCGCGGCAGGCGCGGCGGGCGCGGCUGGGUCCUGGGUGCAAGCCGGUGCCGACACGGACACGCGUGCGGGCAUGCCUGGCAGCACCAGCACCACCACAAGCAGCAGUAGUAGCGGCAGUAGCGGCACCGGCAGCAGCAGCACCGGCAGUAGCAGCACCGGCAGUAGCAGUAGCAGUAGCGGCAUUGGCCACGACGCGCUGGUUCCGGGCAGUCAGGACGUGGCCACGCUGGCGGCGGCGCUGACGGCGCAGCUGGCGCGGUGCGGCGUGGCGGCGGUGGCGGCGCGCGGCGCGCCGUGCCGCGCGCUGGCGCUGCUGGCGGUGGCGGUGGUGGCGGAGGGCCUGGCGGAGGCGGCGCCGGGGCUGCUGGUGCUGGUGCGGGCGGAGCAGCACGGGCGGCAGGGCCGGGACGGGCCAGACGGCAAGCGCGGCGGCGGCCGGCUGCCGCCCGCCUCCCGCUACCAGCUGCUGCUGGCGGCGCACGACGGCCGCAGCGGCCGGGCCACACUGCUGCGGCCGGCGGAUGCGGCACGACUCAUGGCAGCGGCGGCGGCUAGGGCUGGGUCUGGGCCUGGGUCUGGGUCUACUAGGGCUGAGGCGCAAGGUGCUGCGGAGGUCGCGCAGGAGGAUGUCUAGCUGCUGUUGCGGUUGUGUGUUGGGCGUUUGUGUUGGGCUUGUUGCUGUUGAGGUUGGACGACCGUGUUGGACGACCGUGUUGGAGGAUGGCGCAGUUGGUGUUGCGUAUGGGGGUGCUGAUGAACGGUGCUGAAAGAGCGCAGUGCCCCGCCGGGCCCUGUGUGCCGUGGCCGCCAUGGCCGUUGUAAUGUGUGUGAUUUGAUCAUGUGUGCGUGGGAUCCAUGAGUGUAAGGAAUCGACAAA